GGGUUAAGUUUGUUUGUAGUUAGAAUCGUCGGUCGUCGGUGGGAAGCGGACCAAAGAAAAAGAGAGUGAGAAAAAAAGGACAUGUAGUCGGGGAGGAGGUGGUGGAAAACACACAGAGAUCUGCGACGGAUAAGGCAGCCCAGCUGAGAAAAACGGCGAGUUUUUGGCACUUUUUGGAUUACUCACCGGUGUCACUGGCUUCGGUUUCCGUUUCCGACUUGUUCAUAAGUUGGCCCUGGUAGACGCCAUUGAUCGGAUUCGCUGUGUUCUGCAGAAAGAAGGAAGCCAGGUUUCACGAUGGACUUGUACAAUUAUUAUAUUUAUCAGAAUGCAGACCAAAGAACACUCAACUGGUUUUUGGCUGGAUCGCCGUUUCCGAUGUUGGGAAUCAUACUGGGAUACGUCGCACUCAUAUACUUCAUACUUCCCAGAUUCAUGGAGAACCGUAAGCCUUAUCAAAUGAAAACAUUCAUCGGUGUAUACAAUUUAUUCCAAGUGAUCUACUGCAUCUUCGUGGUUCGAUUGUGUUUCCAAGCUGGAUUUCGAUUCGAUCACUUUUAUCGAUGCGUCGAGACUGACUUUUCGGACGACCCAAAGGCUGUGAAGAUGUCCGAGGUAACGUGGUAUAUUUUAUUCAUAAAGUUCACCGAGUUGCUCGAAACGAUCCUGUUUGUGCUGAGGAAGAAGCAGAACCAGGUGUCGUUUUUGCACGUGUACCAUCACAUAAGUACCUUCUUCAUCGCUUACAUAUUCUGCAAAUAUGUUGGAGGCAGCAUGUUGGUGUUUUCCAUUGUGGCAAACUCAAUCGUACACAUUAUCAUGUACUCUUACUACUUCAUUUCGGCGUACGAUGUGGCCAUUUUCAAACUAGUUGCAGCCAAAGUAAAGAAGUACAUCACAACUGUUCAGCUGAUCCAGUUCGCCCUGCUGACCACCAACAACCUGUUCGGACUGCAACCCGGUUGCAACACGUGCAAACCGUUUCUGGCCAUGUACAUCCCCAACGUGUUCAUCCUGAUCUAUCUGUUCAGUCAGUUUUACAAAAAAUCAUACGACAAGAAGCGAUCCACUGCUGAGGUCAAGGCUAACUAACGUACGAUUACAAUGAACGUCGUCGGGUUAAACCCACACAUUACAUUUGCCUUUGCAAGUUGCGUGCAUGAUAAAAAAACGGAUGAAAACGGUUCCGUUCGGGUGGCUAAGAGACAAUUACGAGAGCAGUGCAAUUUAGUUGAUAUUUUUAUGUGAUCGUUUGCUUCUGGGAGCAAAGGUUUUUUUUUCAUUUUAUAAGAUUAGUUUAAGUAGAAGAUAUAGAUUUGAGGGAGAUACCAAAGAUUUAGCAAAGAGCUUGUCUGAACGUAUUACUAGUAAAACACCAGUUUUAUUCCAAGAAAAGUAAUUUAGAUAAUCUUUUAUUCAAGUUCAUCCUAACUGUAGGUGAAAAAACUAUGCAAAACUACUUUUAAAAUGAAUUCUUUAUAUUUUUAAGCAAUCAAAAAGAAUAAUAACAAAAAAGGAAUGGUGUGCGAUAUGGUUGAGUUUGCAUGAUAAAUAAUGUCAAUGUGAGGAUGCACGUGUACUAUAGAUUCUAGAAGAAAAAAAAACUUGAGUGCGAGAACAUUGCAAAAAUUUGCAAAUGAAAUUUGAUAUACCAUUGUAAGUAGUACGUGCUGGUAUGCCAAAUAGUUUCAUAGUGAGAAAGAACCGAAACGAACUCAACAUACGUAGGUGAUAAUAUGUUAAAGUUAAAUACAAAUUAGGCAUCAAUUAAUGAACAAAAAUAUCAAAUUGAAUUGCAACCAUCGAGCCUAGGCAAAUUACCAAUUGUAUCGUAAUAAUUAGAUUACCUUUCUCUAGCAGUAAUCAACAAACUAGACACAUAGUAUGGACAAGAAAUAAAUGGUUGUACUGUGGACAUGUCCAACAUACUGCGAAAAUGUUAUAAACUGGUCAAUUAAAGGCUGCACAUUUUAAGAUCAUGCUCCGCUUUCGAUUGAAAAAAAUGCACACCCACUUAAUAGAGUUUAAGACGGAGCUAAAUUUUCGGGAAAUAAUGAGCACAUUUGAUAAGCCUUGUUAUAAAAGCAAUAAAAAAGUUUAUUUUCGAUACAGAUAACCAGAAUCAAAUAGUUAGACAAUUGUCACUUAAGCUUUAAUAAAAUUUCAAAUAGA
Molecule: messenger RNA, 2172 nt
Organism: Culex pipiens pallens (northern house mosquito)
Lineage: Eukaryota; Metazoa; Arthropoda; Insecta; Diptera; Culicidae
Product: elongation of very long chain fatty acids protein AAEL008004-like
Exons: 7
Coding region: 298-1092 (264 amino acids)
Biological process (GO): fatty acid elongation, monounsaturated fatty acid; fatty acid elongation, saturated fatty acid; sphingolipid biosynthetic process
Cellular component (GO): endoplasmic reticulum membrane
Molecular function (GO): fatty acid elongase activity
Source: RefSeq, a predicted model, not a curated record